Molecule: messenger RNA, 1179 nt
Organism: Miscanthus lutarioriparius
Lineage: Eukaryota; Viridiplantae; Streptophyta; Magnoliopsida; Poales; Poaceae
Source: the annotation of a GenBank genome assembly
AUGCACGAGCACGACGCCGUGGUGGCCGCCGUCCACCACAGCGUCGUGGCCGGCGCCGCAGCCGCGCUCGUCGCCCUGGCCGUCGCGCUCUUCCUGCUCUGGCGCAAGAGGCGUAUGGCAGCCGCGAGAAGCCCCGCCGACGGUGGUGCCGCAUCAGCCUCAGGCUCUUCGGCCUCGACCGCGCCUCUGCUGGUGAUCCCGCUCGCCGACGUUGAGCGCGCCACGGACGGGUUCCACCCGAGCCGGGUCAUCGGGCAGGGGAGGCACUUCGCCGUGUACGCUGCGGCACCCGGGAUCGCCGCCAAGCGCAUGCACCCGCACCUGGUCCUCGGCGACCCCGGCGGGAGACGGUUCCCCGCCGCGGUCCGCUCGCUGGCCGUGCCGCCCCACCCCAACGUCGCCGCCGUGACCGGCCUCUCCGAGGGCCCAGGAGAGCGCGUCAUCCUCGUCGAGCGCGCCCCCGCCGGCGCCGUCAGCCUCGACAGGGUCCUCGGCUGGGACGACGCCGCCCACGCCCACCACGUACCCGCGUUGUCGUGGCGCCAGCGCGCCGCGGUCGCCGCCGGUGCCGCGCGCGGGCUGGCGCACCUGCACGCGCACGGCGUGGCCCACGGCCGCGUGCGGCCGUGCAACGUCCUUGUGCACGCCUCCUCCGGCGGCGGCGCGCGCUGGAGGCACGCCAACGCCACCACCAGGCUCACCGACUACGGGCUGGCCGGCUUCCUCGACCGCCGGGACGACGACGCGCGCGCGGAGGACGACAUGUACAUGUUCGGCGCGGUGCUGCUGGAGCUGCUCACCGGGCGGCGCUGGGACGGCGGCCGGCUCGCGGACUGGGCCCUGCCACAUAUACGCUGCGGCGCCACCUUGGAGGUGCUCGACGUCGUGCGGGCCGGCGCGCCGGCCGACAAGGCGGAGGCGCGGCUGCUGGCGCGGGCGGCCAGGGUGGCGCUGGCGUGCGUGGGGAACGACGGGCGCAGCCGUCCGGGGAUGGCGGAGGUGUCGGCCAUCCUCAGCGACGUGGAGGCCGCGUACAGGCGCCGUGACGGCGCACUUGUGGCCAAGGAGGAGGAGCGCGACGACGAUGGCGAUGAGAGCCGUCUCAGUGGAUGCCUUCUUGGCCCAAGCAGGAGCAUCCACAAGGCGGACAUGCUGCUCCGGGCGCCCCCUGUGAUGUGA